UGGCUGUUUCACUGGAGGAGGCGGGGCUUGAGCGAUCAGCUGCAGCACUCACAGAAUGAACUAGAAGAGCGAGCGCUACCGCGGAGAGGUUUAAUGCAGCGAUAUAACUGCUCCUGAAACGCACCCGAAGAGCUGUUUCUGUCGAGAAGGUUUGGAGGAGGUUUAUCACCCAAACGCACCCUUGUGAAGGCGGGAUGUGGUGGUCCUGGCCCCUGGUGUCUGUGCUGGUGCUCUGCUCUCUGCUGUCGGUGGGGACCGUGAGAACCGCACCCUGUCAGACCUGCCGCAAACUCACCGACCGCUUCCUCCAGGGCUUGGAGCGAACGGCCAAUAAGAAUUUUGGAGGAGGGAAUACGGCUUGGGAAGAGGAGAAACUGGCGAAAUAUUCCCGCAGUGAAACGCGUCUGUUAGAGAUUGUAGAGGCGGCGUGUGACAAAUCCGACUUUGAUUGCAACCGUCUGCUGGAGCAGAUCGAGGAUCAGGUGGAGACGUGGUGGUUUCACAGACAGCAGGAGUCUCCAGACCUGUUUGAGUGGCUGUGCAUCGAGGAGCUCCGACUGUGCUGCCCACCUGGACACUACGGGCCUGACUGCGCAGAGUGUCCCUCCGGCCCUGGGGGAGUGUGUGGAGGUCUGGGCCGCUGUGAGGGUGAAGGCACACGUCUGGGAGACGGAGACUGUGUUUGUGACCCGGGAUACUCCGGCGUUCUGUGUCAGGACUGUGCCGACGGAUACUUCAGAGAAAAGAGCUCCAAUCACACACAGCCGCCCUGCUCAGCUUGCCAUCAUUCCUGUAAAAAGUGCAGCGGUCCUCAGGACGACAGAUGUCAGGACUGUAAGCCGGGAUGGCUCCUGCACAGCAACAAGUGUGUGGAUGUGGAUGAGUGCGGCACUGAGCUGGCUCGCUGUCCUUCCAACACGUACUGCUUCAACACCGACGGCUCCUACGAAUGCAGAGGGUGUGAUCAAGCGUGUGUGGGCUGUAUGGGCAGCGGACCGGCUCGCUGUAAGAAAUGCGCUCGAGGCUUCAGACUCACUGGGGCCAAGUGUCUAGACAUCGAUGAGUGUGCGGAGAGAGCCAUCGCCUGCCCCGGACUCAAUGAAGCGUGCGUUAACGAGGAGGGCUCGUUCCGCUGCGAGUGUGCGGAGGGAUUCAUCCGGCGGGACAGCAUCUGUGUGGAGAAUCUGCCGCCGACGGGUCCAGAGAAGGGUUUGUUCGAUGACAUGACGGACGACGAGGUGCUCGUCCUGCAGCAGAUGUUCUUCGGGGUGGUGAUCUGUGCGCUCGCUACUCUCGCCGCCAAAGGAGACAUGGUCUUCACCGCCAUCUUCAUCGGCGGCGUGGCUGCCAUGGCCGGGUACUGGCUCUCGGAGAAGGGCGACCGCGUGCUGGACGGCAUCCUGAAAGGACGCUGACGGAUCGAGGGACUCGGACAGGCUGAUGCCGCUGGAACGGGAAGCUCUGGGUUCGGUCGACGCCGUGGCUCUAGGAAUGCAUGUGAAUCGGGGACGUUUAGGACGGGCCGCAGUGGCAGGGCUGCUGGGUAAUGAUGAUGAUGACGCUGCUCAUGUAGAACACUGUGUUUCAACAGUUCAGCUGCUGCUGUGUUUCUGAGACGCCACACGGUAGUGAAUGGAUAUGGAGACGUAUGCAACCCAUUCAGGUAGAAGUACUGUACAUAUGCUGGCAUGGACAUAUUGGCACUCUCGCAACAUUAAAGGAUUAAUUCACCCCAAAACGAACUUUUCCUGAUUAUUUACUCACCCCUGGGCCAUCUGAGAUGAGAAGGUUGCAGGAUUUUUCUCCAUCUAAUGCAAGGGAAUGCUGCUCAACAUAGACCAUUUUUUAUAGUCCAAAAUCCAUAUUUAGGCUUCAAAGAGCUCCACGUGACCCCAGCUGACCGAUAACGGUCUUCUCUAGCAAAACCAUCAGUCAUUUUUAGAAAAAAAUAAUUAUAUACAUUAUACACAUGAGGUCAUGAACUCAACCGUCUCAUGGACUUUACAGAGCUGGACCAAGGCGAAUAUUUGUAGUUAAAAUGUAUAUAAUUUUUUUUUCUUUUCUUUUUUUCCUGAAAAUGACUGAUGGUUUGCCUUAUUGGAUGGCCCAGGAGUGAGUAAGUAAUCAGGAAAAGUUCAUUUUAGGGUGAACUUCUUUAAUGUCAUUUACAUCCCAUUUACACAUGGAUACUGUGUUCAUUUCUAACGUUUGUCCCAAUGUGUAAAACAUUAAGAUUAUGAGUAGAUGCAACAUUUCCAGAUGCAUGAAUGCAACACUGUCACAGAAGGUGUGUGUGUGUGUGUGUGUGUGUGUGUGUGUGCGUGUGUGCGUGUGUGUGUGUGUGUGUGAGAGAGAGUAGUGUGUUUUACGGCAAAUCAUUUGACUCAUUUCAGCAGGGUUCCCACAUUAUUUGAUCAAUAAAUUUUCACAAUCAAUAAAUGGAUAAGGAUUUUUUUUAAUGAAUCUUUUUGAAUUUAGAUCAAUUUGAACGGGUUCAACAAAUUUAUUGAACGACUGCAAAUUUUACUCUCACGAGUGCUUAAACCUGCCGCAGCCGAGCACAGCUAGAAAAUUUCAUGAGUAUGCUGGAAAUCCCCAUUUUAAAACCUAAAAUGUAAUUUUCUGUGGGAACCCUGAUUUGAAUAUGCAAUGUGAAGAAGAAAGCAGUGAUGAAUGUGGUUCAGUUGUUCACCUUCAGUGUGUUCAGCACAUGUGGCCUUCAGUCAUUUCACUGAUUUAGUUUCAGGACAGAGCUUCAGUCAUCAUAGUGUGUGUCUGCAUGCUUUAAAUGCUUCAUCUCGGCUUCUAUUUAUGUUGUUUGUCAUAUUUAUUUUCUUCCAGUGUGAAUAUGCCCUAUAAUGAUUGACAGGUGAGAUUGUGAAUUCUGCCAGCCUUAAUGUGAAUUACGUUUUAAAUGUCUGUGGUUAGGGUGGAGGGCACUGAUGUCAUUAAAAUCUGAUUUAAUUGACUGGCUUUACUCAUUUUUAACUGGACUCUACAAUAAAAACACUUUGAAACUA
Molecule: messenger RNA, 3020 nt
Organism: Megalobrama amblycephala (Wuchang bream)
Lineage: Eukaryota; Metazoa; Chordata; Actinopteri; Cypriniformes; Xenocyprididae
Gene: creld1b
Product: protein disulfide isomerase Creld1
Exons: 11
Coding region: 195-1415 (406 amino acids)
Molecular function (GO): calcium ion binding
Source: RefSeq, a predicted model, not a curated record